CCAAAGCACCAAAACAAAAUACCCUUUUAUUUUUUGUUUCUCUCUCUUCUUCUUCUUCUUCCUGUAAGAUUUAGGGUGUGGGCAGCAGCAGCAAAAACAGAGGAGAGAGAAAGUAAUGCAGUAGUAGUGAAGCACAAGGAAAGUGAUAGUACUGCCCCUGGUAGUUGUCCUUGCACUUACUCCUCUCAACAACAACAAUAACAACUGAUUUUUCAUCUUCUCUAAAUUCAUCCUUUUUCCCUUUCCCUUUCCUUACCAUUCCCCUUCAAUCUUUCCCAAUCAUCUUUUCACUGUGCUGUCUCAAUUUUCUUAUAGUUGCAGCAUCGUUUUCCUCAUUACCCCUCAUUCUAAUUUGUUUGCUGCAUUUUUCUCUUUAACUUGAGCAUAAUCAAUUAAUCAAUUAAUUACCGCGAAUCGAUUCCACUAUAACCCGGCCUUGGUUGUCUAUGAUGGAAGCUGGAGGCGGUGGCGGUGGCGGAGGCGAAGAAUGUUGUGUAAAAGUAGCUGUUCAUAUUAGGCCAUUGAUCGGUGAUGAAAAGCUUCAAGGAUGUAAAGAUUGUGUCACGGUUGCUCGUGGCAAGCCUCAGGUGGUAAUUGGGACACAUUCCUUUACAUUUGAUCAUGUCUAUGGGAGCUCUGCUUCUCCAUCUUCUUCUAUGUUUGAAGAAUGUGCCGCUCCACUUGUUGAUGGUUUAUUCCAGGGAUAUAAUGCAACGGUCCUUGCUUAUGGUCAGACAGGGUCAGGGAAAACCUACACAAUGGGUACAGCAUUUAGGGAAGGCGGACAUUCUGGAAUAAUUCCUCAAGUUAUGGAUGCAUUAUUCAGCAAAAUUGAAAAGUUGAAGAAUGAAACUGAAUUUCAGUUGCAUGUUUCUUUUAUCGAGAUUCAUAAAGAGGAAGUGCGAGAUUUGCUGGAUUCUUCCCUAUCGGCAAAAUCAGAAACUGCGAACACUGGGAAAGUAAAUUUACCUGGAAAACCACCAAUACAGAUCCGUGAAUCUUCUAAUGGUGUUAUAACACUAGCGGGUUCUACCGAAGUAGAGGUCAGAUCUUUGAAAGAAAUGGCUACAUGCCUUGAACAAGGAUCACUUUGUCGGGCUACCGGGAGUACAAACAUGAACAACCAAUCUAGUCGUUCACAUGCGAUCUUCACCAUAACACUAGAGCAAAUGCGCAAGCUAAGCCAUGAUAAUCCUGAAAAUGGCAAUGUCAAUGAGAGCAUGAACGAAGAAUACCUGUCAGCAAAAUUACACUUAGUAGAUCUGGCUGGGUCUGAGCGUGCAAAAAGAACAGGUUCUGAUGGAAUUCGUUUUAAAGAAGGAGUUCAUAUUAAUAAGGGUCUUCUUGCCCUUGGAAAUGUCAUCAGCGCUCUUGGUGAUGAAAAAAAGAGGAAAGAAGGUCUACAUGUUCCCUACCGAGACAGUAAAUUAACUCGAUUAUUGCAGGAUUCACUUGGUGGAAACAGCAGGACCGUUAUGAUUGCUUGCAUCAGUCCAGCUGAUAUCAAUGCUGAAGAAACGCUUAACACACUCAAGUAUGCAAACCGUGCCCGUAAUAUUCAAAAUAAGCCAGUGAUCAAUAGAGAUCCGAUAUCCAAUGAGAUGAUCAAAAUGCGACAGCAGCUUGAGUAUUUACAAGCAGAACUUUGUGCACGAGGCGGAGGAGCAUCUCUAGAUGAUGUACAGGCCAUGAAGGAGAGGAUUUCUUGGCUUGAAUCAACUAAUGAGGGUCUCCGUCGAGAACUUAGUAAAUACCGCAGUGGGUAUAAUGUUGGUGAUCAGGGUGAUACUUUGGGUCAGGAUGGAGAAAUCUGUUCAGUCAAGAGCGAGGGGCAUAAAAGACGCCAAAGUAUGGACUCAUCUGGUUUUACAAUGGGUGAGAUCGUUAUGGGUGAUUCCAAAGAUAUAGACGAAGAAACUGCGAAGGAAUGGGAGCAUAAGGUUCUUCAGAAUACUAUGGACAAAGAAUUAAGUGAGUUGAAUAAACGUCUCCAGCAAAAAGAGUCUGAAAUGAAGCUUUUUGGAGAAGCAGAUACUGAGACUCUUAAACAGCAUUUUGGAAAGAAGUUAAUGGAACUUGAGGAUGAGAAAAGAGCUGUCCAGCAAGAGCGAGACCGGCUUUCGGCUGAGAUUGAAAACCUUGCUGCUUCUUCUGAUGGUCAAACGCAGAAAUUGCAAGAUGUUCAUUCUCAAAAAUUGAAGGCACUUGAGGCACAGAUUUCUGAUAUGAAAAAGAAACAAGAGAAUCAAGUUCAACUGUUGAAACAAAAACAAAAAAGUGAAGAAGCAGCAAAGCGUUUGCAAGAGGAAAUACAAUACAUAAAGGCGCAGAAGGUUCAAUUGCAACAUAAAAUUAAGCAAGAGGCAGAACAAUUUCGAUUAUGGAAAGCUUCUCGAGAAAAAGAACUUUUACAGCUACGUAAGGAGGGUAGGAGGAAUGAAUAUGAGAGGCAUAAGCUACAAGCUCUAAAUCAACGUCAGAAACAGGUUCUCCAAAGAAAAACAGAAGAGGCUGCUAUGGCCACCAAGAGAUUAAAGGAGUUGCUUGAAGCUCGUAAAUAUUCAGCUCGUGAUAACUCAGUUGUUGCUAAUGGCAUUGGAACGAAUGGACAGAACAACGAGAAAACUAUGCAGCGUUGGCUUGAUCACGAGCUAGAAGUCAUGGUAAACGUCCAUGAAGUGCGUUCUGAAUAUGAGAAACAAACUCAAGUACGUACUGCACUUGCUGAAGAGUUGUCUGUGUUGAAGCAACUUCAAGAGCUUUCUUCAAAGGGAUUAAGCACUCCUAAAGGAAAGAAUGGGCUCUCAAGGUUAUCUUCCCUGUCACCAAAUGCAAGGAUGGCGAGAAUCGCAUCUCUGGAAAAUAUGCUGAGCAUAUCAUCAAAUUCACUUGUGGCCAUGGCUUCACAACUUUCAGAAGCAGAAGAGAGGGAACGUGGGUUUAGUAAUCGUGGCCGCUGGAAUCAGUUGCGCUCAAUGGGAGAUGCCAAGGGUUUGCUACAAUAUAUGUUCAAUUCCCUGGCAGAUACGAGAUGUCAGCUAUAUGACAACGAAACUGAAAUGAAGGAAAUGAAGGACCAGCUGAAAGAACUAGUUGGUCUUUUGAGGCAGAGUGAAACACGGAGAAAGGAGGUGGAGAAGGAGCUCAAAUUGAGAGAGCAAGCAGUUGCUGUUGCUCUCGCCACUGCUGCAUCGAAUAAUUCACCUGGAUCACUGAAACACUCAGUUGAGGAUGUGAACGGCGCAUUGUCUCCAACAGUUGUACCAGUCCAAAAGCAGCUGAAAUAUACUCCCGGUAUUGCCAAUGGACAAGUCAGAGAAUCAGCAGCAUAUAUUGAUCCCAAAAAGAUGGUGCCACUUGGACAUUUGUCAAUGAAGAAAUUAGCAGUUGCCGGACAAGCUAGUAAGCUAUGGAGAUGGAAGAGGAGUCAUCACCAGUGGAUAUUACAGUUCAAAUGGAAAUGGCAAAAACCAUGGAGAUUAUCAGAAUGGAUUAAGCACUGCGAUGAGACAAUUGUGAAGGCGAAGCCUCGGCCACAGGCGUUGACUGAUAUGAUAUAAUAUUUCAUCACGGGGUGCUUUUGUAUGAUUCGGCCUCCACGUAUAUCCACGCAUACGUCAGAGUUAGACUAGCAAUACCUAUAUAGGUUAGAGGAAUGCUAUAGACAAUAGCUCAUUAUGUAUUUUUAUGUAUGGCUUGGAGAAGUUGGUACUUUUGGUGAAAUUGGAUCUUCAAUUCUUUAGAGGUGAUAUUUUUUGGCAGAAGGGAGCAUCUUGUAAAGAAGUGUGAUGCUACGUGUUGAUGCCAAAGCAAUCAAGGGAGAACGCCGAGCUCAGAUUUCUUGUAAUAGGUUGUCUUGUUCCAUCCGACGGCUUCUAACGCUCGUUUCUUAAGGUCUUCCUUUGUGAAUAUGAAGGAUUUCUUUGACAAUUGAUAGGACAUAUAUAUAUGUAAUGGGAAUGAAGGGUGGUUUUUAUUUCCCUUUGUUGUUGUUGUGUUUUUGGUUUGUAGGACUGUAGGCAGUCUGCAGUGUGUUAAUUAAUUUUGUUAAUAUAUUGAAAAGGUAGAAAUUUGUACUAUAGUGAAAUUGGUUAAUUGUAUUAGGGUUUCCUGCUUGAUGUAUGUAGUACAUUAAUGUUUAUAUUAUAAGUGAUUGAAUUACAUGAUAAAGGUUUUCUACUUUGCUUUAAUAAGAUUGACAAAUUGAUUAUCGGA
Molecule: messenger RNA, 4215 nt
Organism: Spinacia oleracea (spinach)
Lineage: Eukaryota; Viridiplantae; Streptophyta; Magnoliopsida; Caryophyllales; Amaranthaceae
Product: kinesin-like protein KIN-4A
Exons: 26
Coding region: 447-3560 (1037 amino acids)
Biological process (GO): mitotic spindle organization; spindle elongation; microtubule-based movement
Cellular component (GO): microtubule associated complex
Molecular function (GO): microtubule binding; microtubule motor activity; ATP binding
Source: RefSeq, a predicted model, not a curated record